UCUCCCGCGUACGUCUAUGGUCUGCCUGGAUGUAAACAAACCCUCAUUCCUCUUAUUUGAACCGUAUAUGAAUUACAAUAUGAUUUGAACGUUGUUGUCCGGAGUCGGAACCCUCAGAGAAUGAGCGUGUGGUCCGUGGCCGGCUCCUCAGUAUGGCUGCUCGGACACUGCAGGAACUUGUAGCCGCCGCUGCCGCUCCGCACUUCGACAGAGCGGCUGUGACAUAUGACGGCGGCUCAGCGUCGGGGAGCCCUGUGUCCCUGCUGUACCGGGAUCUGGUUCAACUGGCCGGUGAACUGUCUGCUCUUCUGCGGGAGAACUGCUGUCUUAAUAACGGCGUGAUUGGCCUGUAUUGCUAUGACGAUGUGUUCAUACCUGUCUGGAUUCUGGGGAUCCUGCAGUCACCUGCUGCCUAUGUUCCCCUGGACCCAGAAGCUCCAGGACUCCUCUCUGCCAGAGUCAUGAACCAGUGUGGCCUCAAGUUCAUUGCUGUGAAGACUGACAUCCUGCAGCGAUUCCAGGCAGCUCUCGGCGAGCACAUGUCUGUGGAGGUUUGUGUGGCGUUGCCCAAGUUCAAGCUAACCCUUGUUCAGAUCAAGCUGCCACCGGUCGCUGAACACAAACAAGGUCCCAAACAAAGCGGCGCUCAGACAGCAGAUGGUGCUGCUGUCUGUGAUGCAGCUGCUGUGUUGAAGGAGGCUGGACACAGAGACUUGGCCUAUGUGCUACACACAUCUGGAACAACUGGCCUUCCAAAGAUUGUGAGGGUGCCACACAUGUGUAUACUCCCCAAUAUCCUGCAUCUGAGAUCUUUGUUUCAGAUGAGCGCAGAUGACGUGGUUUUCCUCGCCUCGCCCUUAACCUUUGACCCCUCUGUGGUGGAUAUAUUCCUGGCCUUAUCAUCUGGGGCUCAGCUCCUCAUUAUCCCUUCUGUGAUAAAGAAAAUGCCCGGUCGACUGGCUCGACUGUUGUUCAAGCAUCACAAGACGACUGUCCUGCAGGUCACGCCGACGCUGCUCGUCCGCUUCGGGCAGCAUAUCCUAAAACAGGAAGUGUUGUCGUCUGGCUCCUCACUGCGGGUGUUGGCUCUGGGUGGAGAGACCUGCCCCUCGCCGGCUCUGCUGAGGAGCUGGAGACACGAGAGCAACAAAACCCACAUUUACAAUCUCUACGGUAUUACUGAAGUGUCCUGCUGGGCCUGCUCUUACAGCAUACCAGAGUCUGUACUGCAGUGUAAUGACACCACGUUGUCCGCUGUGCCUCUUGGGACUCCUCUGAUGGACACAAUGGUGGAAGUAAGAGAUGAGGAUGGCAGCAUUGUUACAGAGGGUGAAGGACAGGUGUUCAUAGGAGGAGAGGGCAGAGUGUGUCUCCUGGAUGACGAGGAGGCUGUUAUCCCCGGGACGAUGAGAGCUACUGGAGACUGGGUGAGCGUUAAAGACGCACAGCUGUGCUACCUGGGACGGAAGGACCGGCUGAUUAAACGCCACGGGAAACGGGUGAACUUGGACAGUUUGCAGCAGCUCAUACUGAGUCUGCCUCAGGUGGAGGCCUGUGCCGUCAGUCUGUACGAAGGCUCUCGACUGCUCGCCUUUGUCGUGGCGUUCACACCUGCGGAGCAAACGGCUGAGCAUCGGGGGGAUCCUCGCUCCGCUGCGAAGCACCACCAGGAGGAGACGGGCGGUGCAGAUGGAGAUCUUAGCAGGCUCAUCCUGAGCCGGCUGUCUCAGGUGCUGCCCGCUCACAGCGUUCCUGACGUGCUGGUGCUGGUCCCGUCCUUAUGCCUGACUCCUCAUGGUAAAGUAGACAUGGAGGCGCUUGUGAAAAUAUACCAACGACAGAGACAGAGUUUAGAGUCUUCACGGGGAGACGUCAGCAAACUAAAGCAAACUCUUCAGUCCCUGUGGCAGGAAACUCUGGGUCUUCCUGAAGACGCGAGCGUUGACGAGGACUCCAGCUUCUUGUCGAGCGGAGGGGAUUCUCUGAAGGCGCUGCACCUCUGUGAAGACAUCCUCGCCGCUGUGGGAGUGACCUCACCUGAGCUUUUGGAGGCUAUACUUGACGGGACCUUCUCUGACGUGCUGCGCCACGUCACCAGAGCAGCACUGAAUACGCUGUUUGAGAACAGCCGGUCAUCGCUGCCCAAGGCCAAGAAACGUCACACCGAUGCUCCGUCUGUGGCGCCGGCGAAGAGAGAACGCCAAGCGUCGGCAGCAGCAGAGGAGACACGGGCUGUCAGAGUUCUAAGACGAGCAGGUGAGGUGAUAGAGAUGAAAAUCAGAAAUCCAGAAACACAUGAAAACCUCCAGGGUAAUGCACUCGGAGGAAGGGAUUCUGGUGAGAAAGGUGGAGGCGAUGCUCUGGGCCUCAGCCUGAGCUGGUCCUCAGACACAGGCAGAUGUGUGGACGCCUCCCCGGUGAUUCUGGUUCAAGACAGAUCAGAUCAGACAGCAGACGAGGGCCAAGCAUCGGUGUUCAUCGGCUCCCACUCUCACAGGAUCCAGGCGUUAGACCUGACCGACGGGAGCCUUCUGUGGGAGCGAGUUCUUGGGGACAGGAUCGAAGCGUCGGCUGCUGUGUCUCACUGCGGGACCCUCGUGGUUAUAGGCUGCUACGACGGCUGUGUGUAUUUCUUGUGCGCUGCGUCCGGAAAGACCCGGUGGAUGUUUGAGACGGGCGACGCUGUGAAGAGCUGUCCUGCUGUGGAUCCCCUCACUGGUCUGGUGAUAGUCGGCUCACAUGACGGCCAUGUUUACGCCCUGAACCCAAAGGUGCAGCAGUGUGUUUGGAGGCGUCACUGUGGGGGUGGAGCUGUGUUUUCCUCCCCCUACCUCCACACUUCCCUCAGGCAGCUGUAUGCAGCUUCACUGGGGGGUCACCUCCUCUGUCUCAACCCCGACAGCGGAGAGGUCCUGUGGUCGCUCUGCAGAGACGUCCCGUUCUUCUCGUCACCAAACGGCUCCUCUGGUCACGUGGUGAUCGGCUCGGUGGACGGAAACAUCUGCUGCUUCAGUGACACUGGGAAGCUGGUUUGGCAGUUUUUAACAAAAGGACCCGUCUUCUCCUCCCCGUGUGUCACACCGGACCGGCAGAGGGUUCUUUGUGGAUCACACGACGGCCACCUGUACUGUCUGAACUGUGCCGACGGCUCUUUAGUUUGGACCUUCCGGACCACAGGGAGGGUGUUCUCCAGCCCCUGUGUGUUUGAUGGCUCUGUCGUGGGCAGGAGGGGGCUUCUGGUGGCCCUGGCCUCCACAGACGGCACAGUGUGGAUCCUGGAUGGACGAGAUGGGCGAAAACUGGCCUCACUGGCUCUGCCCGGGGAGCUGUUUUCAUCCCCAGUGGUGUGGGGACGCUCCCUGGUAGUCGGGUGCCGCAAUGACUAUGUGUAUUGUUUGCAGCUGGCUGUCAAAGAGGAAACAGGUUAAAAUGCAUCUUUGCACUGAUUUUCGAAUAAACGCCGCUGGUUUUUGUAUCUGUGUCAGAGCAGAGC
Molecule: messenger RNA, 3493 nt
Organism: Chelmon rostratus (copperband butterflyfish)
Lineage: Eukaryota; Metazoa; Chordata; Actinopteri; Chaetodontiformes; Chaetodontidae
Gene: aasdh
Product: aminoadipate-semialdehyde dehydrogenase
Exons: 14
Coding region: 153-3428 (1091 amino acids)
Biological process (GO): amino acid activation for nonribosomal peptide biosynthetic process
Molecular function (GO): protein binding
Source: RefSeq, a predicted model, not a curated record